CCCCCCGCCGCCAUCUUUGGUCGUGGAGGAGCGGGCUGCACGCGUGAGUAAAUAGCGCGAGCCCGGUGAGCGGAACGGCGGCCCGGGGUGGAGAGCGGUGGAGGUAGACGUCCCGCGUGGGGGUGGCCGACAUGACGGCCGCGUGUCGCAGCCCCCUGGAGCCGCUUCUGGAGACUUGGGAAGACCCCUCGGCGUCUCCCGGAGAGCAGACGGACGCCUACCUAACUCUGACCAGUCGUAUGACUGGAGAAAAAGGCAAAGAAGUCAUUACAGAAAUUGAGAAAAAUCUUCCUCGCCUGUACACGGUUUUAAAGGCUCAUAUUUCCAGUCAGAACUCAGAGCUGAGUAGUGCUGCUCUACAAGCCUUGGGAUUUUGUUUAUAUAAUCCCAAAAUUACCUCAGGAUUAUCAGAGACAAAUAUUCAAGAACUGCUUUUAACCUUGAAUGGUAUCAUUCAGAGUUCCGACAAAAAUCUGUGUACCAGGGCACUGUGGGUACUAUCUAAACAGACGGUUCCUACUGAACUUGUCAGCAAAAUGGUAUCCGGUAUUAUUGAUUCACUGGAAGUAGUUCUGAGUAAAGGAGAGAUGCAUUCUGCUGUUGUUGAUUUUGAAGCACUAAAUGUUAUUAUAAGGCUAAUAGAACAAGCCCCAGUUCAAAUGGGAGAAGAGUCUGUGAGGUGGGCCAAGCUGGUCCUACCGUUAGUUGUUCACUCAGCACAAAAGGUCCAUUUGCGGGGAGCUACUGCUCUGGAGAUGGGGAUGCCAUUGCUGCUUCAGAAACAGCAGGAGAUAGCCACGAUUACUGAGCACCUUAUGAGCACUAAAUUAAUCUCAGAACUCCAAAAGUUAUUUAUGAAUAAAAAUGAGACUUACGUGUUAAAAUUAUGGCCUUUGUUUGUCAAACUUCUUGGUAAGACCUUGCACCGAAGUGGGAGUUUCAUCAAUUCUUUGUUACAGCUAGAAGAACUAGGCUUCCGUAGCGGAACACCUAUGAUUAAAAAGAUAGCCUUCAUUGCUUGGAAAAGCUUAAUAGAUAAUUUUGCUUUAAACCCAGAUAUACUUUGUAGUGCAAAAAGACUUAAGUUGUUAAUGCAGCCUUUGAGUUCCAUCCAUGUGAGAACAGAAACGUUAGCAUUAACAAAACUAGAAGUCUGGUGGUAUUUACUGAUGAGACUUGGACCUCAGCUCCCUGCCAAUUUUGAACAGGUUUGUGUGCCCCUGAUUCAGAGUACAAUCAGUGCUGAUAGUAUUAUUUCACCUCAAGGCAGUACACCUCGAGGCUCUACUUCUCCUGGCUUAAGUCCACUCAGUCCUGGACAUAAAGGCGCUCCUCCUUACGGAGGUCCUGCAACUGCUCGCAUGAACAUGAGUUCAAACACCGGUGGAAUGGCUGCAAUCCCUUCUAUUCAGCUUCUGGGACUGGAAAUGAUGCUGCAUUUUUUGUUGGGUCCAGAAGUCUUGAGUUUUGCCAAGAAACACAAGCUUGUAUUGAGCUUAGAGCCACUGGAACACCCGCUAAUCAGCAGCCCUUCUUUCUUCUCCAAGAAUGCACAUACACUCAUCACUGCUGUUCAUGAUAGCUUUUUUGCAGUUGGAGGAGAUGCCUCAGAUACAAUAGUCAGUGGUAUCUGGAAGGAGCUGAUUAGCCUGGUGAAGUCAGUUACUGAGUCAGGAAACAGAAAAGAAAGAUCAGGUUCUGAAGUUUUAACCCUCCUACUAAAAUCUUUGGAAAGCAUAGUGAAGUCAGAAGUAUUUCCUGUAUCAAAAACCCUGGUCCUCAUGGAAAUUACAGUUAAAGGACUUCCUCAGAAAGUAUUAGGUUCACCAGCAUAUCAGGUUGCUAAUAUGGAUAUUCUUAAUGGAACUCCAGCAUUGUUCUUAAUCCAGUUAAUUUUCAACAACAAUCUUUUAGAAUAUGGUGUAGGAGAUGAAAAGUUGUUUCUCAAUCUAGAAACGCUUGUGGGCUGUGUGCUUUCUGGUCCGACUUCACCACUAGCUUUUAGUGACUCUGUACUAAGUGUGAUCAAUCAAAACGCAAAGCAGUUGGCCAACAAGGAACAUCUCUGGAGAAUGUGGAGCAUUAUAGUCACUCCUCUGACUGAUGUGAUCCAUCAGACCAAUGAAGUGAAUCAAGGUGAUGCCUUAGAACAUAACUUCAGUGCCAUCUAUGGUGCAUUGACUUUACCAGUAAACCAUAUUUUUUCAGCUCAGACAUUUCCUGUGGCUACCAUGAAAACUUUACUUAAAACUUGGUCGGAAUUGUAUAGAGCUUUUGCUCGCUGCGCUGCUUUGGUGGCAACAGCAGAAGAGAAUUUAUGCUGUGAAGAACUUUCUUCUAAAAUGACGUGCACUUUGGAAGGCGAAGCCCUUUCAGAUUUGCUAUUCUUGGACAGGAUCUGUCAUAUUAUUGUUGUAAUGGUUGAUUGUGUUGACUUUUCACCAUAUAAUAGUAAAUACCAGCCCAAAAUCAAAUCACCACAGAGAUCUUCAGAUUGGUCCAGAAAGAAGAAGGAGCCCCUAGGGAAAUUGGCUUCUUUAUUUAAGCUAAUUGUGAGAGUGAUCAAUUCUUUCCACACUCUAAGCCUCAAGGAGACAUACUCUGAUACACUGCUUGCUAUUGGCAACUCUAUCGUCAGCAUGCUUUCCAGUAUAUUUGGACAUAUUUCCUUGCCUUCUAUGAUCCGAGAAAUAUUUGCAACUUUUACAAGACCUCUGGCUUUACUGUACGAAAACUCAAAGCUUGAUGAGGUUCCUAGAGUGUAUAGUAAUCUGAACAACAAGUUAGAAAAACUAUUAGGUGAAGUCGUUGCCUGUCUACAGUUGAACUACCGUGGAGCUUAUGACAGUGAACUUCUUGGACAAAUUUCUCCACUCCUGUGCAUAGUAUUUCUUCACAAGAAUAAACAGAUUCGGAAGCAAGGUGCUCUGUUGUGGAAUGCUACGUUUGCUCAAGCGACAGCUCUGGUUUAUCCCGAAGAAUUAAAACCGAUUUUAAGACAAGCCAAACAAAACAUUUUGCUACUGUUGCCUGGUUUGGAACAUGUUGAAAUGAUGGAUGAAUCCACUGGACCAUAUUCAGAUGCUACAGAAAAUUCACAAUUAAAUGUCAAGAUAAGUGGCAUGGAAAGAAAAUCAAGUGGAAAAAGAGAUUCUAUUUUGGCACAUACAAAGGAUAAAAGAGAAAAUGUGAAACUGCUGGCAAAAGUGAAACUAGAAUCUCCAUCUCCGAAAAUAAAGAGUGGCAAGCUUUUGGAAGAGGAAAAGUCUACUGACUUCGUGUUCAUACCCCCAGAAGGAAAAGAGACAAAGGCAAGAAUCCUGACUGAGCAUCAGAAAGAAGUACUCAAGACGAAACGGUGUGAUAUUCCUGCCUUAUAUAAUAAUCUGGAUGUUUCACAAGACACUUUAUUUUCUUCUCAGUUUAGUCAAGAAGAAUCGUUGGAAAGCCCCACUUUAACUGGAAAAGCAAAAGAAGAUGCCAAGGUAAUUAAGGAAGAACAAGUGGAGAGUGGCAUUUCCAUACCUCACGAUGCCAGGAAAAACUGUGGUAUUGAUAAACACUCUGGAAAGGCUUCUUUACCAAGUGACUGUGGUUCUGUUGCUGAAAGCAAGCCAGAAACAUUGAGCACUGCUUUUGAUGGUAGAAAAGACAUGUUAAUUUCACCAAAGUCAAUGUCAGCUGAACGUUCAUCUAGUACAGAAACAUCACUAAACAGCAGUAGUUCAGCUUCUAAUGCCACUGUUUGUGGAACUCCUCCACAGCCUACAAGUCGGAGACAAAGCUUUAUUACUUUGGAGAAAUUUGAUGGUUCAGAAAACAGACCUUUUAGCCCAUCUCCUUUGAAUAACAUGUCAUCUACGGUUACAGUGAGAAAUAUCCAGGAAAACAUAACUAAAACUGACUUGCCACCUAAAGCAAGGAAAAGAGAAUGGACCCCCUCAAAAUCUGAUUCAGAAAAAUUAGUGAAUGGAGGUAAGAAAGCAGGACGGAGGUGGAGUAAAGCUGAACAGUCAGUUGAUAAAAAGUGUAAACCUUCACUGAGUUCUGAACAGGAGGACCAUUCAUUAGAAAAUAAUCUUCCUGAUUUGUUCAGUCAAACAGAAUGUGUGUCAAAAAAUCAUGACCAUCCUUCUGAAAUUACCCCAAAGCAUGAAGAUAGAGAUUCUAAACCAACAGUGGAAAGUGAAUCAUUGGAAGACUUAACUACAGAAGAGAAAAAUGUAAGCAUUAAUACGGAAUCUAAAGAAAAUACACUACCAGUUGCUGCGGUAGCAGCAGCAACAGAUCAAAUAGUAAAUGAAGACAGUCAAGCUAUAGUAGCCCCAAAUCUGAAAACACUCAGACGGUCUUCAAGGAGACGUUCAGAAACCAUAGAGUCUUUCACUGAUAGCCAAGAUAAGGAAAAUGGUCAACAAAAAAAGGAAAGAUGGAAGGAAGAAGAAAAAACAGUUUCAAAGAAUCUGUUGCAUAUAAAAGAUGAUAAGUUGCCCAAGCAAAAACUAACCGCUGAGCCACCUAUACAGGAAAAAUUAACUGAAAACAGAAAUAGUUUUCAUGAGAGAACUUUAGGGGAAUCUAGUGCUAAUGCUGAAACUAACCAAAACAAAAGAAAACCAGAUCUUGAGAAUGUUAGUUCUGAGGGAGGUGGUGCCCAGGACAAUGUAGAUAAGUCAUCUGAGAAACCUUUAAGAGGACGGACACGUUAUCAAACUAGAAGAGCAUCCCAGGGUUUGAUUUCCACUGUUGAAAACUCAGAAUCUGAUAGUUCUGAGGCAAAGGAAGAAGUUUCUAGAAAGAAGCGAUCUGGGAAAUGGAAAAAUAAAAGCAGUGACAGCAUUGACAUUGAAGAACAAGAAAAAAUCAUCAAAGAGGAAUGUAUAAAAACUACAAAUGAGACACAUGAUGGUCCUACAGCUCCUGGUGUUAAUAUAGAUCCAGCAGCUCAGCUUUGUGGAAAAAGUGCAAAUAAUAGAGUAAACCCUCAGGAUUCUACUGGGUCUUCAGAUUCACCGCAGAUUUUUGAUAGAUUGGUUACAGGUGAGGACAAAAGUAAGACUAGCAAAUGUAUAGAUAGUUCAUUUUCAAGUCCACCUGUGCCAGAAUCAAAUCUUAGGACUAGGAAUGCCAAUAAGAGAUUACAAAAGCGAGAUACCGAUGGCAGUGUGGGAGAAUGCUCAAAAACGGGGACAGCAGACAUUUCUGUGCCUUCUGAAAAAUGGGCCCAAGCAGUUGAAUGCCAACACAAGAGGAGCAGGAGAGUCAGGAGAUCCAAAAGCUGUGACUGCUGUGGGGAAAGACCACUGUCCCAGGAAAAGUCCUUUAUUGGGAUUAAGAGCACAGAGACAAAAAGGACAGAUAUGAAAGUGCCUGAGACUGCAUCUGAGACCUGUGAAGCUAAUGAGCACGCUGUAACAAAGCUGGUAGAUGCACAGCCUGAUUUGAGUCUUCAGGAAGCGAAAGACACUACUGGUGAUUUAAUUAAGUCUGAAACUGAAUUGGAAGAAGAUAAUCACAAUUCCCUUUCCUCUGAAACAGAGAAUAUGAAAGAAAAAACCGAUGGUGCAUGUAGUACUGAAGCGGUACCUGAGGGCCAGGAGCCAUGCAGCGGAAAACACAGUGCUGCCGAGGACGCAUGCUUAGGUGGUUCCAAGGAUGUGUCACAGAACUGUCCUUUAGAUGACAAAGUAGAAAGUCCAGAAGCUGUUAUGAAAGGAGAGCUUGACAGCAAUGACAUAGGGAAGGGAUGCAAAGCCAUAGCCAGAUCCAGUCCAGAGGGAGUUGAAACCAUGGAAUUAGGUGUAGAAAGCAACACAUUUGGAGUUGUCAUCCCUGGAGAUCAAAGUACCCAAAUGGAUAUUUCUGUAGAUGUGCCAAUAGAUGAAGAUAAUAAAAAUGAUGAAUUAGAAGCAGUCACAGCUGAAGUGAAUGCUGAGGGAGCAGCUACUAAGGACUCUGAUUCUGGUAUGGAUCUUUACGAUAAUGCCGCACCUGUUGUAAGCAAGACCGUUGAGACUGAGCGCCCAGCAGGCAGGGCACUAGAGGAGGAGAGCAAUGAGUCUGAUUCAGAUGAACUCAACCAAGAAAUGGAAUGUUAUAAAGCGGCAUCAGUAGCUCAGGAGAAAACUGAAAUUGACAAUGCCAGGGAAAAGGAUAGGGACAUAAUUGUUAGCACCACAAAAUCUGAAGAAGCUCCAAUCAGAAGACUAGAUGUCAACAUUGAGAGCUUUGUUAGUGACACUCUUGAAAUGAGUUCUGAAGAAGGAACUGCUCAUAAAAUUGAAACAAACAUUGAACUCAAUAAAUUGGGUGAAACAAAAUGUGACAGCCAAACUGCAUUGGGAAGUGAUGCACUGCAGGAAGUUUGCCCCACUUCAGAGAAAGUGGAGGAAUCACCACACUCUUUGAUAGCUGAAGUAGCUUCUGUACUGGUAGCAGAAAGCAAUAAUGCAUCUCCUGAAAAACUAAGAGAGCUGGAUUCUUCAUUUGGAUCAGCAAAUGAAAGUCCUAGUGGUAUGCAGGCACGCUGUGUCUGGUCACCUUUGGCUUCUCCAUCUACAAGCAUUUUAAAGAGAGGACUAAAAAGAUCCCAAGAAGAUGAGGUCUCAUCACCAGUUAACAAGGUUAGACGUGUCUCGUUUGCAGAUCCAAUAUACCAAGCAGGAUUGGCAGAUGACAUUGACAGGCGCUGCUCUGUUGUUAGGUCCCAUCCUUCAAAUAGCUCUCCCAUAAUAAAAAGUGUUAAAACUUCACCGACUUCACACUCCAAGCAUAAUACCACUUCAGCCAAAGGAUUUCUGUCCCCAGGAUCACAGAGCUCUAAAUUUAAGAGCUCAAAGAAGUGUUUAAUUACAGAAAUGGCCAAAGAACCUAUGCCAUCUCCAGCAGAAAGUGUUUACCCGGCUUUGGUGAACUGUGCAGCGUCAGUCGACAUCAUUUUACCUCAGAUUACAUCAAACAUGUGGGCAAGAGGUCUAGGACAACUUAUCCGAGCCAAGAAUAUAAAAACAAUUGGGGAUUUGAGUACGCUUACAGCAUCUGAAAUAAAAACUCUUCCUAUUCGCUCUCCAAAAGUGUUUAAUGUAAAAAAGGCUCUCAGAGUGUACCAUGAGCAACAGAUGAAAUCUCGUGGCCUUGAAGAGAUUCCAGUUUUUGAUAUUUCUGAGAAGGCCGUAAAUGGAACAGAGAACAAGACCCUCUCUGCUGAUGAAGAAAGGCUUGCUUCAGAUUUGAGCGAUCCUGUGCCUUUAGAGACCCCGUUGCCUAAAAAUCUUGUGGCACAAAUUAGCGCUCUUGCUCUUCAACUGGAUUCUGAGGACCUCUACAGUUACUCUGGAAGCCAACUGUUUGAAAUGCACGAGAAACUUGGUACCAUGGCAAACUCAAUAAUAAGAAACUUAGAGUCACGCUGGAGAGCCCCAGCCCAUGAAAAUUCUUAGUAUUUGAAGAGAAAUGUAAAGCUUUUUUCACCAUAAGAUUUUAUUUUUUGGUUUUUAGAAAAAUCUGCACCAUUUAAAGAGGAAACUUUGUAAAAUUGAUAAAAUAAUCAAAUCCUGAAAGGCAAUGCAUUAUUAGGUCACUUUUAUACGUUCACUAGUGAAGAUCUUCCCUACUGUAUUUUCUUGGCCAGUACAUAGUUUUUAAAGAGAUUUAAAUGUUACUGAAAGCAAAAGACAUAUACAUACUUUUUUUUUCAUACUUCAACUCAUGCAUAUUUUGGUGUAGUUCAUUGAAAAUAUUUUAAGAUAGAAGGAAAGUUUUAUUUACAACUUACUGAACUGAUGGAGGUGUUUAUACUCUUUCAAAAUAUUUAUAUUUGUUGUGCCUGAUGAAACAUCUGCACUGAGAUGCAAAAGAAUGAGAGCAUCUCCUGAAGGUAACGGCUGUAGAGAACUUUGGAGAGAAAUAUCAAGUUUCACCUUGUUAUGCUUAAUUCACUAAGAUUCCAUUCAUUUGGCAUUGACAAAUAUUGUAUAGCAGCAUUUGCCAGAGAAAAUGUGGUCUUAUGAGGUGUAGUGUUCAUGCUUAAAUGCAUGACUGUACAUUAUGUAUAGAAGACAAUGUUUUUUAAUUUAUAAAGCUCAGUCUUCAUUAAUUGCAUGAGUUUUUCUGCAGCUUCUUGUGAAUACCGUUGUUUUGUUUAAUAGAAACAUUUGUAUAUAUUUAAUAUCAUAAUAUCCAUAUGGAUAGUAAAAGGACUUCAUGGACUUACUGUGGAUAUUUGUAGGAGUCUUUAUCUACAAAUAAAGCAACAGAUAGUUUUGUAUUUAGUUAAAACAUGACUUUAUUUUCUAAAGUGUCCAGAAUAAUUAAAAUUAUUUGAACCGGAAAAUGUUACAUGCCACUGCCUUUUUUUUUUUUUUUUUUUUUUUUUUUUUUUUUUUUUUUUUUUUUUUUUUUUUUUUUUUUUCCUUUUUUCUUUUGGUUUGGAAGAGGAUCCCAGCCACUAGAAAAUGUGCCUCAUAUGUUUCUUCUUAAUGGAGAGUUAGCCUGUAUAUUUUCAUUGCAGGUUGUACUAAAAAACGUCUAUAAAGAUACCUGGUUUUUUACAUACAUUGAAAACUAAACUUGAAGAAGUUUGAAACUGCCCUUUUAAAAUGUAUAUUUUGUUUAAUUAAAAAAAAAAAUAGGAUAUAUAAUUAAACCAUUUGUAAACUUUACCAAGUAGUCAGUGCCUGACUUUACAUAUUUGUUUCAUCUAUUUGUUUUGUUUUGUUUUGAGGUACAGUCUCUGUAUGUAUCCCAGGCUAGUUUUGAACUUUUAUAAUUCUGCUGCCUUUGAUUUCAGAAUUCUGGGAUUGCAGGGGUUUGCCACAAUGCCUGGCUGUCUUUUAUGUUUUCCUGAAGGAUAUCUUUUGCUGCCUUUAUGAAUAAAAUCAGUGAGUGAGCUUAGUUUCAAACUUAAAGUUUAACCUCUGCUUAGAAAGACACUAUAAUUGUAAAGCCAAUUCCUCUUGCAUUUUAAGGUUUCUUUUUUCCAGCCGAGAAAUUUUUGCUGCCCCUAGUAAAUAAAGUUU
Messenger RNA from Acomys russatus (golden spiny mouse), 9017 nucleotides. RefSeq names its product replication timing regulatory factor 1 (gene Rif1). Lineage: Eukaryota; Metazoa; Chordata; Mammalia; Rodentia; Muridae. The record is from RefSeq and is a predicted model, not a curated record. Gene Ontology annotation, cellular component: nucleus. Gene Ontology annotation, biological process: telomere maintenance. Bases 132 to 7439 code for a protein of 2435 amino acids. The transcript has 36 exons.